GUUGCUCCCUUGCAGUUACGACUUACGCUAAAUCCUCCGAGACAGUCACAAUCUACCUAACUUCAAAGGCCAUUCAAAGUGAUUAGGACGUGACAACGUUUCAUACAGUCGAGUCCCACACACUAUAAACAAUGCCUAUCGCUACCUCCUUCGCGCUCAAGAAUACUUCCAUUCGUAUUCCCGCCCGCGGCCUAGGAACCUUCCAAGUUGAUCCCAGCCUGUACCCAGAAGGAUCCGUCAAAGAUUCUGUUCUCCAUGCGUUGAAGGUUGGAUACAGACACAUUGACGCGGCGCUGGCGUAUGGUUGGGGUUCGGUAGAAAGAGACAUAGGCGCUGCGAUCCGUGCGAGCGGUGUUCCGAGGGAGGAUGUGUUUGUGGUGACGAAGCUUCAUAAUUGCUUCCAUGCGCCCGAAGAUGUCGAGGUUGGGAUGAAUAUGAGCCUGAAGAAUUUGGGGCUCGCCUAUGUCGAUCUAUAUCUGAUGCACUUUCCAUAUGCGUAUACCAAAGGGGAAAAUUACUCCACUGUGAGAAAGCUGGACGGAAAACAGCCUGUUGUUGACAUCGAGCUCUCGAGAGCGUUUGACACCACCUGGAAAGCCAUGGAGAAUUUAGUAGACCAAGGCAAAGCAAAACUAAUAGGGGUAUCGAAUUUCUCAACCCCUAAGUUGAAGCGUCUCUUGAGCGUCUGCCGUAUCUUCCCAGUUGUGAACCAGGUUGAACUCAACCCGUAUUUCCCGCAGAAGACACUCCUGCGAUUUUGUCACGAGCACGAAAUCCAUGUUACUGCAUACGGACCUCUGGGCUGCACACCAGUCCCAUACUUAAUUGGAAGAAAAACCCCUGGUCCACUUGAAGACUGCACUGUAAGUGACCAAAUCUUACCUGGGCUAUCUCUUCCGGCAAUAAACCCUCCAUUUAAUCAUUCGACGCAGGUUAAGGCAAUGGCGGAAAGGUAUUCUCGGACUCCAGCGCAAAUUAUACUGGCUCAUUUGAUCAUGUUGGGUGUAUCUGUGAUACCGAAAAGUAAUAAUUUGUCAAGAAUCUCAGAAAACUUUGACUGCUUGGUGGAGCUGAGUCCCGAAGACCAUGCUGCGCUUGGUCAGCUCAUGGGUUCAAACGGAGAGAAAGCCGUACGGAAUCUGGAGACAAAAGAGUAUCUCGGCUUCGAUAACUUCAAUGAGGAGUUCGAAGAGCCCUGA
Molecule: messenger RNA, 1199 nt
Organism: Coccidioides posadasii C735 delta SOWgp
Lineage: Eukaryota; Fungi; Ascomycota; Eurotiomycetes; Onygenales; Onygenaceae
Source: RefSeq, a predicted model, not a curated record